UAUCGAUUACAUAAUGAACCCUAUGUCUUCAAAAUCACCGGUGGCUGUGACAAGCAAGGAUUCCCAAUGAAGCAAGGAGUGUUGACCCCUGGUCGUGUUCGUCUUUUGCUUCACAGAGGAACUCCUUGCUUCCAUGGAUAUGGAAGGCGCAAUGGAGAGCGUAGGAGAAAGUCUGUUCGCGGGUGCAUUGUUAGCCCUGAUCUCUCAGUUUUGAACUUGGUGAUUGUGUUAGAAGCUUUCUCAUGUCACAUUUGAACAUUUCUUGUUAUCAUUAGUGUUGAAUUCUAAUUUUGUUCUUUAUUCUAUUUGUGAUGAUCUUGCUGACAUUGAUG
Arachis ipaensis is the source of this 332-nucleotide messenger RNA. The record is from RefSeq and is a predicted model, not a curated record. Lineage: Eukaryota; Viridiplantae; Streptophyta; Magnoliopsida; Fabales; Fabaceae.